Manihot esculenta (cassava) is the source of this 1153-nucleotide messenger RNA. Its product is annotated as 3-hydroxybutyryl-CoA dehydrogenase. The transcript is spliced from 5 exons. Gene Ontology annotation, biological process: fatty acid metabolic process. The record is from RefSeq and is a predicted model, not a curated record. The coding region runs from base 44 to 934 and encodes 296 amino acids. NCBI's taxonomy places the organism in Eukaryota, Viridiplantae, Streptophyta, Magnoliopsida, Malpighiales, Euphorbiaceae. Gene Ontology annotation, molecular function: oxidoreductase activity, acting on the CH-OH group of donors, NAD or NADP as acceptor; NAD+ binding.
UUGAUAUGAAUUGGGAAGGAAAAGGUACGGCAAGUGGAAAAAUAUGGCGGAGACCAAGAUAAUAGGCGUCGUUGGCAGUGGCCAGAUGGGCUCUGGUAUCGCGCAACUUGCCGCCGUAUACGGGCUCGAUGUCUUGCUCCUUGACACGGAUCUUGCUGCUCUCUCCAGAGCUAGAAAAUCUAUUGCCGGUAACAUCCAGCGUCUCGUCUCCAAAGGUCACCUCUCUCAGGCAGCUUUCAGUGAAGCUGUGGGGCGUCUAUAUUGCACCUCAAAGUUGGAAGAGCUGCAUGAGGCAGAUUUUGUUAUUGAAGCUAUUGUGGAAUCUGAAGAUGUGAAGAAAAAGUUAUUUCUUGAACUAGAUAAGAUUGUUAAAAGUUCUGCCAUUUUGGCUUCCAAUACAAGUUCUAUCUCCAUAACACGUCUUGCCUCAGCAACUAGCACGCCGAGCCAGGUAAUUGGCAUGCACUUUAUGAAUCCUCCCCCAAUAAUGAAAUUAGUUGAGAUUGUGCGUGGUGCAGACACAUCAGAUGAGACAUUUUACGCAACCAAGACCUUGGCAGAGAGGUUUGGCAAGACAGUUAUAUGCUCACAGGAUUUUUCUGGUUUCAUUGUAAACCGAAUUCUAAUGCCAAUGAUAAACGAAGCAUUUCAUACUCUUUAUACAGGAGUGGCAACAAAGGAGGACAUUGACACAGGAAUGAAGUUAGGAACAAACCAUCCAAUGGGUCCUUUAGAGCUUGCAGAUUUUAUUGGAUUAGAUGUCUGCCUGUCAAUAAUGAAAGUGCUUCAUGCUGGCUUAGGGGACAGUAAAUAUGCUCCCUGUCCACUUCUCGUGCAGUAUGUUGAUGCAGGUCGUGUUGGACGAAAACGUGGCAUCGGAGUAUAUGACUAUCGUAAAUCCCUUGAACAAGUAAAGCCAUCAGCUCGGCUUUGAAAUUUAUAGCAUAGUAUUUUGCCAAUAGUGUAGUGCUUUGUAAAUAAAUUACAUGCAAAUAAGUGUCCAAUACCAACUCCUCCUACUGUUGUUUUCUUCCUUUGGAUCCUUGCAAAUUAAGAACAAGCUCCCAGAAGGUGGGCAAGAUUCCCCCAUCCCCACACUUAUAUAAGGGGAAGAUUGUGCUUGAAGUAAUGAACUUCACAGACUUUUCUAUCA